GAAGUAGCAAGUCCUCCGCUGGCUGUGCAGUCGUUCCUGCCGCCGGGCGCCUGGGACGAGGAGGUGGAGGAGGGAGAGGGCCCCGCGGGCCUCGCCUCCGCCCGCCGCCCCCUCCCCGCCAGCCCUCCACGCCGUCGCGGCGACUCAUGCGAGCGCAGCUGGAGGGCAGAUUUGAUAAUGGGCUGCAUUAAAAGUAAAGAGAACAAAAGUCCAGCCAUUAAAUAUAGACCAGAAAACACUCCAGAACCAGCCAGUACAAGUGUCAGCCAUCAUGGAGCAGAGCACACUUCAGCAGCACUGUCCUCGUCCACCAAGAGCACGUCUGUUAAUUUCAGCAACCUUUCCAUGACGCCAUUUGGAGGAUCCUCAGGGGUGACACCUUUUGGAGGAGCAUCUUCCUCAUUUUCAGUGGUGCCAAGUUCAUAUCCUGCUGGUUUAACAGGUGGUGUUACUAUAUUUGUGGCCUUAUAUGAUUAUGAAGCUAGAACUACAGAAGACCUUUCAUUUAAGAAGGGUGAAAGAUUUCAAAUAAUUAACAAUACGGAAGGAGACUGGUGGGAAGCAAGAUCAAUCGCUACAGGAAAGAGUGGCUAUAUCCCUAGCAAUUAUGUAGCCCCUGCAGAUUCCAUUCAGGCAGAAGAAUGGUAUUUUGGCAAAAUGGGGAGAAAAGAUGCUGAGAGAUUACUUCUGAAUCCUGGGAAUCAAAGAGGUAUUUUCUUAGUAAGAGAGAGUGAAACUACUAAAGGUGCUUAUUCCCUCUCUAUUCGUGAUUGGGAUGAGGUGAGGGGUGACAAUGUGAAACACUACAAAAUCAGAAAACUUGACAAUGGUGGAUACUAUAUCACAACCAGAGCGCAGUUUGAUACGCUGCAGAAGUUGGUAAAACACUAUACAGAACAUGCUGAUGGUUUAUGCCAUAAGUUAACAACUGUGUGUCCAACUGUGAAACCCCAGACUCAAGGUCUAGCAAAAGACGCUUGGGAAAUCCCUCGAGAAUCUUUGCGACUAGAGGUUAAACUAGGACAAGGAUGUUUUGGUGAAGUAUGGAUGGGAACAUGGAAUGGAACCACAAAAGUAGCAAUCAAAACACUAAAACCAGGUACAAUGAUGCCAGAAGCUUUUCUUCAAGAGGCUCAGAUAAUGAAAAAGUUAAGACAUGAUAAACUUGUUCCACUAUAUGCUGUUGUUUCUGAAGAGCCAAUUUACAUUGUCACUGAGUUUAUGUCAAAAGGGAGCUUGUUAGAUUUCCUGAAGGAGGGAGAUGGAAAGUAUUUGAAGCUCCCACAACUGGUUGACAUGGCUGCUCAGAUUGCUGAUGGAAUGGCAUAUAUUGAAAGAAUGAACUAUAUUCAUCGAGAUCUACGGGCUGCUAAUAUUCUUGUAGGAGAAAAUCUUGUGUGCAAAAUAGCAGAUUUUGGCUUAGCAAGGUUAAUUGAAGACAAUGAAUAUACAGCAAGACAAGGUGCAAAAUUUCCAAUCAAAUGGACAGCUCCUGAGGCUGCACUAUAUGGUCGAUUUACAAUAAAGUCUGAUGUCUGGUCAUUUGGAAUUCUCCAGACAGAAUUGGUAACAAAGGGCAGAGUGCCAUAUCCAGGUAUGGUAAACCGCGAAGUGCUGGAGCAGGUGGAACGAGGGUAUCGGAUGCCUUGCCCUCAGGGCUGCCCAGAAUCCCUGCAUGAAUUGAUGAAUCUUUGUUGGAAGAAAGACCCUGAUGAAAGACCAACAUUUGAAUAUAUCCAGUCCUUCUUGGAAGACUACUUCACUGCUACAGAGCCACAGUACCAACCAGGAGAAAAUUUAUAAUCCAAGAAGCCUGCCUAUUUUAUAUGCACAAAUCUGCCAAAAUGUAAAAGAACUUAUGCAGACUUCCAUACAUACAGGAAUCAAAAGAAGAAAGUCUUCACUCUGCAUGUUUUUGGUGGUAAACUGGAAUUCCAGACAUGGUUGCACAAAACCACUUUUUUUUUUCCAAGUGUUAAACUCUAAAGUACCAAUGAUGAAUUUCCAACUUAUAUCAGGGUCCAGAGAAAAUAUAGUUAAGAUAUUGAUGGCAGUGUGAGUGAUAGCAUGACAAUGAAGAGCAACAGGCUACUGUUUAUAAAUCACUCCCUUUCUUUCAUUCCCCAAACUUAUAAUUAAGAGAAAUUUAUCAACCAUUAUAGAUAAAACUUGGGAGAUUAAAAAGUUAUAUACCAUAAUAAAAUCCAAAAUGAAGGAACUUCAUGGGACCAAACAGUUUCAUUCCAGUUUUACAGAAUUUCUUGCAUUUAUUCUCAAGUUUUUCAAGUUAAACAGUUAAUAUACAAUCUUAAUACAUGCUGCCUUCUGCAUGGAAAUGGUCCAAGUUUUUAGAAGCAGAAAGGAACCAUAAACAGCAUCUAAAACUUGAUUAAAUGUUACACCACAACAGUGGAAUUUGUAUAAUGCACCGUGUUAAUAAUACUGUGUACUCAUAGAACUGGAAAGUAAAGAAAUUUUUCACUUUAAUCAUUUUCUGAAUAGCUCAGUUUAAAAUAAUGAAGGUAACUAGAAAGUGAAUUAGUAUUUUAUAAGGUUGCAUUGAUUUUUUUAAGGCAAUAUAUAAUUGAAAUCAUACUAUCCAAUCAAAGGGGAAAUCUUUCAAUCUUUAGAUAGCAUGAAAAAAAUAAACCCACCAUUUCAACAGUCCUUGUUCAAAAACAGAGUAGUACUGUGAGAUACUGCUAAUAUAUACUUAAUGAUGAUUGAUCGGUGCCACAAAUAUAACAUAUCACCAGGUCAGGGACUUGAAUGCGCUUUUGCUCUUACCGAAUGUAGAAUAACAGGGGGAAAUAUAUUUAAAAGAAAUAUGAGAGAAGAAGAUGUGGACGUUUUACAGGGAGAGAGACGGAAUGUUAUGUUUGGUGUUGAUGUUAUGGAGUAACAAAAUGGCUUUGCUGGCACUCAAAGCUCCUCACUUAUCUAUUUUCUGAGAUUUUAAGAGUUAUAAGGAUGACUAUAAAACUAAUCUUUCUUAACAUAAACACUAGAUGAGUGUUAGAUCCUCAAAGUAGCUAAGUUAAGGCUUCCCACUAAUUCCAAUGAUACAGCUUUUACACAAAACAUUUUUAGAACUUCAGUUUUCAAAUCCAUGUUUGAAUCUACAUUCAUUCUUUCAGUAUACUUAAUGAUGAUCAUUUUUACCCUUUUAGAAUUUAGUUGAUUUGGGGAGGAAAAUUUAUUCAGAACAGUAUCAGUGGUGAAAAGGAGGGACAGCUUUUGCCUAUUUAAAGUGCAGAAGUGGAACAUACAGAAUAAUACUGAUGUUUAUGACUAACUCAAAAAGAAAAUUCCAAAAUAUGAAUUUGAAUAAGCAGCAUUACUGGUUUUAAGUGCCUAGCAAAGGAGCUGAAUCUGACAAACAAAACUCUGAUAUUUAUGUUUUUAAAUACGCUCUUUAAGUCACACCUUAAAUAAAGCAACAUAUCACAUCCCAAUAUUUGGGGAAUAUUAUUUCUAACUACCAUCACUUACCAGAUUUUAUCAUUAAAUUUAAAAUUCUGUGCUGUGGUAUCUGUGCUGAAAUUCAGACCAUUUAAAAUGUGACAGAUGAACUUCAUGCAAGUUGGCAACAGCUCUGGUACUAAAAAUUGUGGUGGUUUCUUAUGUUUACAUGACCUGCUUAGUAUCGAAUCCCUAUUCCAAGAGGAUCUUCCCAAGAAGACUGCAGUCAUCAUUUACCUUUAACGUCUUCAACCUGUGACUUCAGAUUUUUAAAGGGCUUUGUGUGAACUAUGAUAUUACAGUUUUUCUAAGCAUUUUAAGAAGGAUAAAAUUAUACAUUUAUGUACUAAUUUUCUUCAGAAAAAUAAGCCAGAAAAAGUUGGUGGUAUUCAUUAGGUUUUAACUGGAUGGAUCAAUUCCUCAUAAUAUCAAUUGUAUAGUUAGGAAAUAAAACACUAACUUAAUGUGUAUUCAGUUUAAAUGGUUAUGUAUUUUUUAAUUGCUGAGAAAAAUAAACAACUUUGUAUAUUUGAAGUUUUCUUCCAACAGCUUUUCUUCUUCAACAUCUUAAUGUGUUUUCCUUACCAGGAAAGGAAGUUGGCAAAAAAACAACCUUCUAGCACAAACACGUUUUUUUAAUGAAUAAUAGUAGCCUAAAACUUAAUAUUUUUAUAGAGUAUUAUUGUUUUGUGGAUAAUUGAAAUAAAAAUUCUCAUUGAAUGCACCCUUUUAUCUUUUUAGCCACUAUUUAUACUUUCUCAUCAGUUGUUUUAAAAAUUUGUAUUUAAAGCAAAUUAAAUGUUUCUUCCAUUAGAAAGUGUUCAGUUAUGACUCUUGAGCAGAGUUAAAUCAAUCCUUUAUUAAAUUCUGAACAUUAUUGAACUCAUUCUUUGUCAGGUGAGUGACAUAAAAUUAUAUCAGCAAUUACAAUUUUAAUGUACAGAGAAACUGAAGUGAUUUAAAAAUGUGUAGCUAUUAACAGAAAAUUUGUGUGAAGGAUAUAAAAUAGGAUAACCUCUUUUGAUCUUAAGGGAUUUAAUUUUCUAAAAAUGAAAAAGUCUUAUUUCUAUGUGUUUUAUACUUCUGUUAUAGGUAUAGUGAAAAUAAGUUUAUCUAAAUUAUGAUAGUCAAUCAAAAGCAUUUGUUAUUUUCAAUAAGGUAAUAAAUAGUAUUAAUUGCCUUUUACUAUUAUGUAAAAUCACUAGCUUUGUUUUUCCCUAAUUUCAGAAGAGUAACAUUUAAUCAACAAACACAUCGUUUAGUAACACUUAUUAAAUAUUUUUAUACGGAAUAGUAAGUUUCCCAACUUAAUGUUUUCUAGUUUGCUAUUUGCUUUUUAAUUUUGCAUGUAAUUUUUUGACAUUUAAGUUGUGCAUUUGUAUGUCGAAUCUUUUUUAUGCUUAAAAAAUCCUUUGUAGGCUGGAUUAAAUAUUCAUCUCAUCUGUUA
Messenger RNA from Phacochoerus africanus (Common warthog), 4909 nucleotides. RefSeq names its product YES proto-oncogene 1, Src family tyrosine kinase (gene YES1). The transcript is spliced from 12 exons. Gene Ontology annotation, cellular component: extrinsic component of cytoplasmic side of plasma membrane. NCBI's taxonomy places the organism in Eukaryota, Metazoa, Chordata, Mammalia, Artiodactyla, Suidae. The coding region runs from base 178 to 1803 and encodes 541 amino acids. Gene Ontology annotation, biological process: cell surface receptor protein tyrosine kinase signaling pathway; cell differentiation; innate immune response. The record is from RefSeq and is a predicted model, not a curated record. Gene Ontology annotation, molecular function: non-membrane spanning protein tyrosine kinase activity; signaling receptor binding; ATP binding.